UGUGUUACUGGUGUCAUUUCCAUCCUGUGUAAUCCCCAAUCCCGCUGUUCCUCUGUGAAAUCCUUUGUCAGUCUCAGCCAGGCCAUGCCACUAGCCAGGAAGCUUCAACACAUUUACCACUUUUAACCACUCUUUUCUUUACCAGGAGUGUGUGUGUACGCGAGGAUGAGUUUGUGUCAGUCCUGGUGCUCCUGUAUGGAUGUGUAAGUGUGAUGGCGGACCUGAAUACAGUUGUAUAGCGGGCAGUGGAUUAAGCUUCAGGUGGCCAUGUCCUCGCGGGUCACACCCCUCGUCCCUCCCAAGAUCCUCUUGGAGGGAGACGAGGUCACCAUUGGCAGCACAGAGGAGAUAACGAACCCGCAGUGCUGUGGUGCUCUAUUUAAUGUCAACAACAGCAACAACAAUGAAGAGGAAGAGAAGAAGGAAAAGAAGAAGAAAGAGAAGAAAGAAAAGAAAGAGAAAAAGGAGAAAAAGGAAAAGAAAGAAAAGAAAGAAAAAAAGGAGAAGAAGGAGAAAGAGAAGGAAAAAGAGAAAGAAAAGGAAAAGGAGAAAGAGAAGGAAAAGGAGAAAGAGAAGGAAAAGGAGAAAGAGAAGGAGAAAGAGAAAAAAGAACAGCCGAAGGAGAUCACAGUCAUCGAUCCUGCGGGAAACACUUACUAUAACUGGCUGUUUGUCAUCACCUGUCCUGUCAUGUAUAACUGGGUACUCAUUAUUGCCAGAGCCUGUUUUGAGGAGCUGCAGCACGAUUAUUUAAUAUACUGGUUUAUUCUGGACUUUGUGUCAGACUUGGUUUACGUGGCAGACAUGGUCUUCAGGACUCGAACAGGGUAUCUGGAGCAAGGCCUGUUGGUAAAAGAUGAAAAGAAACUCCGGGAACGCUACAUGGUCAGCCUACAGUUCAAGUUGGACCUCAUCUCCAUGAUCCCGACAGACCUCCUGUACGUCCUCGUUGGAUUGAAUUACCCUGAGAUCCGGAUGAACAAACUGUUCCGGGUCAACCGGCUCUUCGAGUUCUUCCAGCGCACAGAGACCAGGACGAACUUCCCCAACGUCUUCCGUAUCUCCAACCUGGUCAUGUACAUCGUCAUCAUCAUUCACUGGAACGCCUGCCUGUACUACUCCGUCUCCAAGGCCAUGGGCUUCGGGAGUGACCGCUUCGUCUACCCGGACCCGUCCAACCCUGAGUUCGGCCGUCUGAUCAGAAAGUAUGCCUACAGCAUGUACUGGUCCACCCUUACCCUCACCACCAUUGGUGAGACUCCGCCCCCCGAGAAGGAUGCAGAGUUCUUUUUUGUAGUUACAGAUUUCCUGGUGGGCGUGCUCAUCUUUGCCACCAUCGUCGGUAACGUGGGCUCCAUGAUCACCAACAUGAAUGCGGCCCGGGCCGACUUCCAGGCCCGCAUUGACGCCAUCAAGCAGUACAUGAGCUUCCGCAAGGUCACAACGGACCUGGAGAAACGUGUCAUCAAGUGGUUCGACUACCUGUGGACCAACAAGAAGGCGGUGGAUGAGCGGGAGGUGCUGAAGUAUCUGCCAGACAAGCUAAGGGCGGAGAUUGCCAUCAACGUUCACCUGGACACACUAAAGAAAGUUCGGAUCUUCGCUGACUGUGAGGCGGGGCUGCUGGUGGAGCUGGUGCUGAAGCUGCAGCCGCAGGUCUACAGCCCUGGAGACUACAUUUGCAAGAAGGGCGACAUCGGCCGAGAGAUGUACAUCAUCAAGGAGGGUAAACUCGCUGUGGUCGCCGACGACGGAAUCACGCAGUUCGUCGUCCUGAGCGACGGAAGCUACUUCGGAGAAAUCAGUAUCCUCAACAUCAAAGGCAGCAAAGCCGGAAACCGCAGAACCGCCAACAUCCGCAGCAUCGGUUACUCUGACCUGUUCUGCCUGUCCAAGGAUGACCUGAUGGAGGCGCUGACGGAGUACCCGGAAGCCAAGUCCAUGCUGGAGGAAAAGGGACGGCAAAUCCUCAUGAAGGACAACCUGCUGGACCUGGAGGUGGCGAAGCAGGGUCCUGACCCCAAAGACAUGGAGGAAAAGGUGGUCAGGAUCGGGUCAGUGCUGGAGGACCUGCAGACACGCUUUGCCCGCCUGCUGGCCCAACACGAGGCCGUCCAGAGCCGACUGAAGAGACGCGUCACCAAACUGGAGACCAAAAUCACCGUCUCCACCGGGGUGGUCCUCUCUGAGAUGGUCCAACCAGAACAGGCUGAGCUGCCCCCUCCACCCCCAGCAGAGGAGAAGAAAUAGUGGAAGAACAGAUAGUAGAAGAAGAAAGAUGAUGAUGAAGAGCAGAAGAAGCUGUGUGGUUGUGGACUUCCUAUUGUGUGAAUUGAGUGGCUUACAGAGGAGAGGGUUCAGCUCUGGAACUGGAGCAGAAGAAACCUGUUCCUACCAAGAUCCAGUUGAAGAAAAGCCAAGCUUAUCUUUAUUUUUUACAGAAGAAGGGAAGACUAGAGGUGCAUUUCAUCUUAUGCAGCGUUCGGCCCCUCACAAACACAGCGUGAGAAUAGAACCUUAUUUUAUUUGUGUUUAUUUUAUUCAAAUUCAUGUGAAACUCAGGUUCUCAUGUAUUUCCUGGACUCUAUCUAGCAGAUAUUGAAUUUUAAUAGAGCUACUGGUAUUAAAAUCAGUUACUUUGUAAGAUCUUAAAGGGCCCAUAUAAUUCCAUUUAAACAAACAUUUAGAUAAAAUGUAUAAACAUGUUUACUAUUUAUUCUUAUUACUUAUUUAACAUUCACUGCUUUUGAUGUCAUAAAAUGCAUACCUUUUCCUAUAUAUUUCCUUUUUCUAUAUAUUUGUUUACCGCAGUUUAUAGCCUCUAAAUACACACUGACAUUAUAUCUAGUGGGCUGCUUUCUGCUUUCUGAAUCAGGUUCAGAUGUUCAAACAUUGGUCAUUUACAUAAAACAUUUACAUGAUCUCACAGAAUAAGAUUGAUGAUAACAUAUGGAUCUUGGACUGAGAACUGCCAUUACUAUAUCAGUAAUUCUAAUUCUAGUAUCAUCCAAACAGAUCAAAGAUUUUUAUUUGUUGUAUAAAAGUUAAUAUAAUUAAAUAAAAGUUAAUACAUUUUAAAAAAUAAAAUACCAGAAGAAAAGGAACAAUAAGGAUAAGGGCCCUUUAAGGUGCAUUUUGUCACGCAUACAUGUUUCAUCUUCAAGAAGUCUAUUAUUAUGAGUCAAAACAUACAUUUUAGACUGUUGUUCAUAUGUAUAUAUGUACAUUUAUAGUUGUAGCUAAUUGUUUUAGGGCUACUGUUUAGGCUGACAGGAUUAAAGGUGCAUUAUGGCACAUGGUUGAAUUCAGGCCCUUGUAGGCCUGUUUUAAAGUCUAGCAAAGCCAAAGAACAUUUAUUAUUCUCUUCACUGCUUAGUGCACCUUAAAGAAGCACUUGUAAGACCACAUUGGUUCAUUGGUUUAUUUAGACGAGUGGAAAAAGAGGAAUUAGGUUUGGCAUUAUUGAUUACUGCAUGAAGUAUUGUUAUAUUUGGGCUGUAAAACGUAUUGUUGACAUGGUCUCAAUAAAGUAUUUUUGAUAGACAUAUA
Molecule: messenger RNA, 3549 nt
Organism: Astyanax mexicanus (Mexican tetra)
Lineage: Eukaryota; Metazoa; Chordata; Actinopteri; Characiformes; Acestrorhamphidae
Gene: cnga1b
Product: cyclic nucleotide gated channel subunit alpha 1b
Exons: 10
Coding region: 268-2250 (660 amino acids)
Biological process (GO): monoatomic cation transmembrane transport
Cellular component (GO): plasma membrane; intracellular cyclic nucleotide activated cation channel complex
Molecular function (GO): cGMP binding; intracellularly cGMP-activated cation channel activity; protein-containing complex binding
Source: RefSeq, a predicted model, not a curated record